This is a messenger RNA of Branchiostoma belcheri (Belcher's lancelet), 8336 nucleotides long. RefSeq lists its product as uncharacterized. Gene Ontology annotation, molecular function: zinc ion binding. Lineage: Eukaryota; Metazoa; Chordata; Leptocardii; Amphioxiformes; Branchiostomatidae. The record is from RefSeq and is a predicted model, not a curated record.
AGGUAAGGUGUACAGGUGCGGUCAUGGCGGAGGCCGUACUCAGCCAGAUUUCCGGCGACUUUCUGGAGUGUACGAUCUGCCUGGAGCCCUAUAAGGACCCCAAGAUCCUACCGUGUGUUCACACCUUCUGUAAGGGCUGUCUGGAGAAGUUUGUAGCGAAAGAAAGUAAAGUAAAGGACAGGUUUCCGUGUCCAACAUGUCGGAUCGAAACUGCACUUCCGGAAGGCGGUGUCGCCGGGCUCAAAAACAACUUCUUUGUCCUGAGCUUGAGGGACACCGUCGACGCUCACAAGAGUUUGGUUAGCAAGGAGGAUGACAAAGUGACUUGUGAUAACUGUGAAGAACAUGUGGCUAAUUUCGGCUGUGUUGUCUGUGAAGAGUUCUUGUGUGAAGAAUGUGCUCGAGCCCACCGUCGAGGCAAACGUACACGUGACCAUGAAGUCAUCGGCGUGGCGGAAUUAAAAGAGCAGCUGAUCACCAAGACGUCAUCGGUCAAGUCGAGAUCACUGCCGAUGUGUCCAAAACAUGAAGACGAGAAGCUGAAGUUCUACUGUGAGACGUGCCAGAGCCCCAUCUGCCGAGACUGCACGGUACUGAAACACAAGGACCACAAGUACGGCUUGCUGGCAGAUGUUGUGGGUGACGUCAGGGCAAAGAUCAAAGACAAACUCGCAAAUGCCAGGCCCAAAAUCGUGGAAUACCGAGACGCUGCAAGUGUCACAGCCACGAAACAAGCAGAACUGGACACCAGGAGUAAGAAAGCUGCAGACGACAUCGAUGCAGCUGCGGAGGAAGAGAUCAAGUACUACACUGGCCUUGUCAGACGCAAGCAGACUGAACUGAAAGAUAAGUUAGCGGCCGUCACAGCAGCCCGUUCCAAGCAGCUCUCUGCUACAGCAGACAGUGUUGAGAGCACCUUAGGCUGUCUGUCCAGCACAGUGGACUUCUCACAGAAAGUCGUGGAGCAUGGCAGUGACUUUGACGUCAUGAACGUGUACUCUGACGUCACGGUCCGGCUGGAGUCUCUGCUGAAAGGUCCAACCCCAGACAUUCCUGACGACAUCAGUUACGUCAGGUUUGAUCCCAAGACGAAAAGGAAAGAAAAGGAAAUCGUCCUUGGUGACAUUGUCGAUUCUCCUUUCCGAUCUGCCAAGUUGACCACCCUGCGCGCCAGCGGCCGUCUGGGCCCCACUACCCUGGGUACCCACUACAGGGGACAGGACCAUGAACACCUGGUGACGCUACAUGACGGGAUACAACACUUCACUGUACCGGAGACGGGAACGUACAGCAUAGAGGCAACGGAUUCCUUCCGAACUGCCAAGUUGACCACCCUGGGCGCCAGCGGCCGUCUGGGCCCCACUACCAUGGGUACCCACUACAGGGGACAGGACCAUGAACACCUGGUGACGUUACAUGACGGGAUACAACACUUAACUGUACCGCGGACGGGAAUGUACAGCAUAGAGGCAGCGGGGUGGGGUGUGCACAACCCGAAGUCCGCCCGAGGACGGGGUGCCGUACUGAGGGGAACAUUUAACCUCAAACAAGGUGAAACGCUGAAGAUCCUGGUGGGACAAGAAGGUGCUGAGAACAAGAGACAUUGGGGUGUAGGAGGAGGGGGUGGUACAUUUGUCACCAGGGGAGAUCUAGACAACACGCCACUCAUUAUCGCCGGGGGUGGGGGAGGGGGAGGGGCUUGGCUAAAGACCCAUAACCCCCUGUGUGACGGGACUGUGUCCACUACUGGUAACAAGAACUAUGGGGGAUCUGGUUGUAGUGGAGGAUCUAACGGACAGGGGGCGACAGGAUGGAAGGGUAGCUGCAUGGGUGGGGGAGGGGGAGGGCUGCUGACGGAUGGAGGGAGUUCUAAACAGUUAGGAGGCGACAGUUGUGACCUCGGUGGGGAAGGUGGGAAGGCGUUUGUGAAUGGCGGGGUUGGAGGGCGUGGGGCAUAUAAUAAUGCUGAUGGUGGGUUUGGUGGAGGGGGAGGGAGUUAUGGGGGUGGUGCAGGGGGAGGUGGGGGAGGGGGGUACUCAGGGGGAGGGAGGGGAGUGUGUACUAACCCAAAUGGAGGAGGAGGCGGCGGUUCGUUUAACUCCGGUACUGACUCGAGCGGUCAGGGUGGGGCAAACGACGGACCCGGUCACGUGAGGCGUACAGGUGCGGCCAUGGCGGAGGCCGUACUCAGCCAGAUUUCGGGCGACUUUCUGGAGUGUACGAUCUGCCUGGAGCCCUACAAGGACCCCAAGAUCCUGCCGUGUCUUCACACCUUCUGUAAGGACAGUCUGGAGAAGUUUGUAGCAAAACAAGGUAAAGAGAAGGGCAGGUUUCCGUGUCCAACAUGUCGGAUCGAAACUAUACUUCCGGAGGGCGGUGUCGCCGGGCUCAAAAACAACUUCUUUGUCCUGAGCUUGAGGGACACCGUCGACGCUCACAAGAGUUUGGUUAGCAUGGAGGAUGACAAAGUGACUUGUGAUAACUGUGAAGAACAUGUGGCUAAUUUCGGCCGUGUUGUCUGUGAAGAGUUCUUGUGUGACGAUUGUGGGAGAGUCCACCGUCGUGCCAAACGUACACGUGGCCAUGAAGUCAUCGGAGUGGCGGAACUAAAAGAGCAGCUGAUCACCAAGACAUCAUCGGUCAAGUCAAGAUCACUGCCGAUGUGUCCAAAACAUGAAGACGAGAAGCUGAAGUUCUACUGUGAGACGUGUCAGAGCCCCAUCUGCCGAGACUGCAAGGAUCUGCAGCACAAAGACCACAAGUACGACUUGCUGGCAGACGUUGUGAGUGACGUCAGAGUAAAGAUGAAAGGCAACCUGGCUACUGCCGGGGCAAAAAUUGAGCAAUACCGAGACGCUGCAAAUGUCACAGCCACGAAACAAGCAGAACUGGACACCAGGAGUAAGAAAGCUGCAGACGACAUCGAUGCAGCUGCGGAGGAAGAGAUCAAGUACUACACUGGCCUUGUCAGACGCAAGCAGACUGAACUGAAAGAAAAGUUAGCGGCCGUCACAGCAGCCCGUUCCAAGCAGCUCUCUGCUACAGCAGACAGUGUUGAGGGCACCUUUGGCUGUCUGUCCAGCACAGUGGACUUCUCACAGAAAGUCGUGGAGCAUGGCAGUGACUUUGACGUCAUGAACGUGUACUCUGACGUCACGGCCCGGCUGGAGUCUCUGCUGAAAGGUCCAACCCCGGACAUUCCUGACGACAUCAGUUACGUCAGGUUUGAUCCCAAGACGGAAAGAGGAGACACGGAAAUCAUCCUUGGUGACAUUGUCGAACACCAGCCCUGCUUUCAGUUGACCACCCUGGGCGCCAGCGGCCGUCUGGGCCCCACUACCCUGGGUACCCACUACAGGGGACAGGACCAUGAACACCUGGUGACGCUACAUGACGGGAUACAACACUUCACUGUACCGCGGACGGGAACGUACAGCAUGGAGGCAGCGGGUGCUGCUGCAGGGUGGGGUAAGAACAACCCGAAGUCCGCCCGAGGACGGGGUGCCGUACUGAGGGGAACAUUUAACCUCAAACAAGGUGAAACUCUGAAGAUCCUGGUGGGACAAGAAGGUGCUGAGAACAAGGAGGCCAGCAGUGUAGGAGGAGGGGGCGGUACGUUUGUCACCAGGGGAGACAACACGCCACUCAUUAUCGCCGGGGGUGGGGGAGGGUCAAGGGCUGGACCACAGACUCAUAUUCAUAACCCCCUGUGUGACGGGACUGUGUCCACUACUGGUAACAAGAGUUAUGGAGGAUCUGGUUGUAGUGGAGGAUCUAACGGACAGGGGGCGACAGAAUGGAAGGGUACGUGGAUGGGUGGGGGAGGGGGAGGGCUGCUGACGGAUGGAGGGAGUUCUAAACAGUUUGGAGGUGACAGUUGUAGGUAUGGUGGGGAAGGUGGGAAGGCGUUUGUGAAUGGCGGGGUUGGAGGGCGUGGGAACUGCAAUAAUGCUGAUGGUGGGUUUGGUGGAGGGGGAGGGAGUGAAGGGGCCGGUGGUGGAGGAGGUGGGGGAGGGGGUUACUCAGGGGGAGGCAGGGGAGAGUGCCGUGACCCAAAUGGCGGAGGAGGAGGCGGUUCGUUUAACUCCGGUACUGACACGAGCGGUCAGGAUGGGGCAAACGACGGACCCGGGUAUGUGGUCAUCACCAGACAGGUUCACAUGAGCCAUACAGGUGCAGUCAUGGCGGAGGCCGUACUCAGCCAGAUUUCGGGCGACUUUCUGGAGUGUACGAUCUGCCUGGAGUCCUACAAGGACCCCAAGAUCCUGCCGUGUCUUCACACCUUCUGUAAGGCUUGUCUGGAGAAGUUUGUAGCGAAACAAGGUGAGGCGAAGGACAAGUUUCCGUGUCCAACAUGUCGGAUCCAAACUGUACUUCCGGAAGGCGGUGUCGCCGGGCUCAAAAACAACUUCUUUGUCCUGAGCUUGAGGGACACCGUCGACGCUCACAAGAGUUUGGUUAGCAUGGAGGAUGACAAAGUGACUUGUGAUAACUGUGAAGAACAUGUGGCUCAUUUCGGCUGUGUUGUCUGUGAAGAGUUUUUGUGUGAAGAAUGUGGUAGAGUCCACCGUCGCGGCAAACGUACACGUGACCACGAAGUCAUCGGAGUGGCGGAACUAAAAGAGCAGCUGAUCGCCAAGACAUCAUCGGUCAAGUCAAGAUCACUGCCGAUGUGUCCAAAACAUGAAGACGAGAAGCUGAAGUUCUACUGUGAGACGUGCCAGCAUCCCAUCUGCCGAGACUGCACGGUACUGCAGCACAAAGACCACAAGUACGGCUUGCUGGCAGACGUUGUGAGUGCUGUUAGGGCAAAGAUCAAAGGUAACCUGGAAGCUGCCAGGCCGAAAAUUGAAGAAUACCGAGACGCUGCAAGUGUCACAGCCAAGAAACAAACAGAACUGGACACCAGGAGUAAGAAAGUUGCAGACGACAUCGAUGCAGCUGCGGAGGAAGAGAUCAAGUACUACACUGGCCUUGUCAGACGCAAACAGACUGAACUGAAAGAAAAGUUAGCGGCCGUCACAGCAGCCCGUUCCAAGCAGCUCUCUGCUACAGCAGACAGUGUUGAGAGCACCUUAGGCUGUCUGUCCAGCACAGUGGACUUCUCACGGAAAGUCGUGGAGCAUGGCAGUGACUUUGACGUCAUGAACGUGUACUGUGACGUCACGGCCCGGCUCGAGUCUCUGCUGAAAGGUCCAACCCCGGACAUUCCUGACGUCAUCAGUUACGUCAGGUUUCAACCUAGCAGGGAAAGAAAAGAAACAGAAAUCAUCCUUGGCGACUUUGUCGAUCACCAGCCCUGCUUUAAGUUGACAACCCUGGGCGGCAGCGGCCGUCUGGGCCCCACUACCCUGGGUACCCACUACAGGGGACAGGACCAUGAACACCUGGUGACGCUACAUGACGGGAUACAACACUUCACUGUACCGCGGACGGGAACGUACAGCAUAGAGGCAGCAGGUGCUGCUGCAGGGUGGGGUCUAUACAACCCGAAGUCCGCCCGAGGACGGGGUGCCAUACUGAGGGGAACAUUCAACCUCAAACGAGGUGAAACUCUGAAGAUCCUGGUGGGACAAGAAGGCGCUGAGAACAGGUCUAACUGGGGCGUAGGAGGAGGGGGCGGUACGUUUGUCACCAGGGGAGACAACACACCACUCAUUAUCGCCGGAGGUGGGGGAGGGGCGGGGGUUAACCUACUGACUCAUAACCCCCUGUGUGACGGGAAUGUGUCCACUACUGGUAACAAGAGUUAUAAGAGUUAUACUAGUACUUAUAGAGGAACUGGUUGUAGUGGAGGAUCUAACGGACAGGGGGCGACAGAAUGGCAGGAUGGUGGCAUGGGAGGGGGAGGGGGAGGGCUGCUGACGGAUGGAGGGAGUUCUAAACAGUUUAGAGGCGACAGUUGUAAGAAUGGUGGGGAAGGUGGGAAGGCGUUUGUGAAUGGCGGGGUUGGAGGGCGUGGGGUAUAUCUUAAUGCUGAUGGUGGGUUUGGUGGAGGGGGAGGGAGUCAUGGGUUCGGUUGUGGAGGAGGUGGGGGAGGGGGGUACUCAGGGGGAGGCAGGGGCGAGAAUCGUAACCCAAAUGGCGGAGGAGGAGGCGGUUCGUUUAACUCCGGUUCUGACACGAGCGGUCAGGAUGGGGCAAACGACGGACCCGGGUAUGUGGUCAUCACCAGACAGGCUCCAAGUCCUUAUCUGAGUCACAUGAGUCGUACAGGUGCCGUUAUGGCGGCGGCCGCACUCAGCAGCCAGAUUGCGGCCGACUUUCUGGAGUGUAAGAUCUGUCUGCAGCCCUUCAAGGAACCCAAAACCUUGCCGUGUCUUCACACUUUCUGUAAGGUCUGUCUGCAGAACGUUGUACUGCAGCAAGAUGAACUAGACUCGACGGAGUCCAGUGACGAUGAUGAAGAAGAAACCAACAAGUUUCCGUGUCCAAUAUGUCGGACUGAAACUGUACUUCCGGAGGGCGGUGUCGCCGGACUCAAAGACAACUUCUUUGUCCUGAGCUUGAGGGACACCGUUGAAUCUCACAGAACUCUUGCUAGUAAUGACAAAGUGCCUUGUGAUGUCUGUGAAGAAGUGGCUAGCUGCGGCUGUGCUGUGUGUGAAGAGUUCUUUUGUGAGGACUGCGCCCGAACUCACCGUCGUGCUAAACGUACACGCGACCAUGAAGUCAUCGGAGUGGCGGAACUAAGCCAGCAGCUGAUCUCCAAUGCGCGUUUAGUCAAGUCGACAUCACUGCCGAUAUGUCCAAAACAUGAAGACGAGAAGCUGAAGUUCUACUGUGAGACGUGCCAGAGUCCCAUCUGCCGAGACUGUACGGUACUGCAGCACAAAGACCACAAGUAUGCCUACCUGGCAGACGUUGUGAGUGACGUCAGGGCAAAGAUCAAAGACAAACUCGCAACUUCCAGGCCGAAAAUCGUGGAAUACAGAGACAUUACAGAGUUCGCAGCCAUGAAACAAGCAGAACUGGACACCAGGAGUAAGAAAGCCGCAGACGACAUCGAUGCAGCUGCGGAGGAAGAGAUCAAGUACUACACUGGCCUUGUCAGACGCAAGCAGACUGAACUGAAAGAAGAGUUAGCGGCCGUCACAGCAGCCCGUUCCAAGCAGCUCUCUGCUACAGCAGACAGUGUUGAGAGCACCUUAGGCUGUCUGUCCAGCACAGUGGACUUCUCACAUAAAGUCGUGGAGUAUGGCAGUGACUUUGACGUCAUGAACGUGUACUCUGACGUCACGGCCCGGCUCGAGUCUCUGCUGAAAAGUCCAACCCCGGACAUUCCUGACGACAUCAGUUACGUCAGGUUUAAGCCUAGGAAGGAACGGAAAAAAGGGGAAAUCAUCUUUGGCGACAUUGUCGAUCACCCUGGUACUCCGAAGCAAGGAAGAAACCAGACCACGGCCACGUUCACAGCUGUGCAACCCGGAGCCAGACGCCGUCUUGGCCCCACCACUCGAUAUUGUUCCUUCCGAACUGCCACGUUGACCACCCUGGGUGCCAGCGGCCGUCUGGGCCCCACUACCCUGGGUACCCACUACAGGGGACAGGACCAUGAACACCUGCUGACGCUACAUGCCGGGAUACAACACUUCACUGUACCGGGGACGGGAACGUACAACAUAGAGGCAGCGGGUGCUGCUGCAGGGUGGGGUGAGUACAACCCGAAGUCCACCCGAGGACGGGGUGCCGUACUGAGGGGAACAUUUAACCUCAAACAAGGUGAAACUCUGAAGAUCCUGGUGGGACAAGAAGGUGCUGGGAACGUGGUGGUUAGGAGUGUAGGAGGAGGGGGCGGUACAUUUGUCACCAGGGGAGACAACACGCCACUUAUUAUCGCCGGGGGUGGAGGGGCAGGGGUGGGACUAAAGACCCAUAAACCCCUGUGUGACGGGACUGUGUCCACUACUGGUAACAAGGCUUAUGGAGGAAUUGGUUGUAGUGGAGGAUCUAACGGACAGGGGGCGACAGAAUGGAAGUAUAACUGUAUGGGUGGUGGAGGGGGAGGGCUGCUGACGGAUGGAGGGAGUUCUAAACAGUUUGGAGGCGACAGUUGUCAGCACGGUGGGGAAGGUGGAAAGGCGUUUGUGAAUGGCGGGGUUGGAGGGCGCGGGGUAUAUCAUAAUGCUAAUGGUGGGUUUGGUGGAGGGGGAGGGAGUCAUGGGGAUGGUGGUGGAAGAGGUGGGGGAGGGGGGUACUCAGGGGGAGGCAGGGGAGAGAGCACCUUCCCAAAUGGCGGAGGAGGAGGCGGUUCGUUUAACUCCGGUACUGACACGAGCGGUCAGGAUGGGGCAAACAACGGACCCGGGUAUGUGGUCAUCACCAGACAGGCGUAG